GUGUGUGUGUGUGUGUGUGUGAGGUUGCACUUCAACAAUUAACUGCUACAGCUCAUGACAUUAUCGAGCGCAAACACAGGUCAGGUAAAUGCAUGUAACAUUCUCACAUGUAAGACAAAAACUGGAUCAAUUUGACUUGCUUUCACCCUUUUUGCAGACCUGCAGUAGGAAUUCCAUGUGGUAUGUGUAUUGGGUUUCAGUGAGGAGACAUAAUCCCCACCCCGCUUACAAACCCACCCCUACUUCACAACCAACCUAGUCCUCCUCACUUCUUUAUUUCCAGAGAGGAAAGAGCAAAUAAUGGGACACUGAGUGGGGCUGCAGCUUUGAAGAGAAAGAGCUUUUUUUUUCUUCCCUAGAGGAGUUCUUGUUGUGGAAGUAAAUGCAACACAGCGUACAUUGUGCAAAUAGAAAAGCUUCAGAUCUGCGGGAGCAACUGAGAGAACGUCUUAACAGCAACACAAAAGCCAGUGUGGAGGAAGAGAACUCCCAGCGAUGAAUACAACCACUGUCGUCAGUGCGCUUUUGUUCCUGCUCCACAUUUCAUCUCAAGAUGCAGAAGCACAUAGGCAGCUCAGACAAGUUUCUACUGGAAACCAACCAGGUGUGUGUCGCUAUGGCAGGAGGCUGGAGUGUUGCUACGGCUGGAAGAAAAAUCGCAGAGGCCAGUGUGAGGCUCAGUGUGAGCCAGGCUGCAAGCACGGCGAAUGCGUUGGACCCAACAAAUGCAAGUGCUUCCUGGGAUACACUGGAAAAACAUGCAACCAGGACUUGAACGAAUGUGGCUUGAUCCCUCGUCCGUGUGAACAUCGCUGCAUGAACACCCAUGGCAGUUACAAAUGUUACUGCCUCAACGGAUACACCUUGAUGCCUGAUGGAUCUUGUGGCAAUUCCAGGACCUGCUCGCUCGCUCAUUGUCAGUAUGGCUGCGAGGAAGUUCAGGGCGAGAUUCGCUGCCUCUGCCCCUCUGUGGGACUGCAGCUGGCAGCAGAUGAGAGGACUUGCGUAGAUAUUGACGAAUGUGCGACUGGAAGCAACCUGUGUCCAUAUAACAGGCAAUGUGUGAACACAUUCGGCAGCUAUUUCUGCAAGUGCCGGGAUGGAUUUGAUCUGAAAUAUGUAGAUGGAAAAUAUGACUGUGUAGACCUUGACGAGUGUGCAUCCAGCACCAACAAGUGCAGCCGUCAAGCUGUCUGUCUGAACACUCAAGGAUCAUACAAGUGCAGGUGCAAGUCAGGCUUCCGAGGCAAUGGCUUUGAAUGCUCCGUCAAGCCGUUUUAUCAGAGGUCAUGGAAUGGAAAGAAAGACAGGGCAGAUCAUGUCCUCAAUGCCAUACCAGACUCCGAAGAAAGGCCGGGACAUCUGGGCGGUAAACUUGAGAAUGAGAGAAUCAAAAACAUUAUCCCUGAACCAGUUGCAACCCCGCGCACGAGAACACACCAGCAGCCAUUUGACUAUGCCGGAGAGAUCCACACGGGCGAUCCAACUGUGGAGACGCCAGUGGAUGAGUUUCCCGAGGAAGAAGAAGAGGAAGAGGAAGAAGAAGAAGAGGAAGACAACCAGCUUAAUCCAAGAGGAGAUGUUUUCGCAUCCGAGGACUUUGAAUCAGUUUUUGGUCCGGCCAGAGAGGUCAAACAGUUUGAAACAGCGCCACCUCAGGAAGAGUUUAUCAUGGACUGCAACUUUGAUCAGGGAGCAUGUGAGUGGGUUCAAGACAAGACUGAUGACAUGGACUGGAGCGUCGCUUAUCAUGGAAGAGGGGCUGAGUACUACAUGUCUAUGAGUGGUCUACUUGGGGAGGAGGAGGACGUAGCUAAGCUCAAAUUGCUGCUCAGUGAUCGAACCACACAGGGCAGCUUCUGCCUGACCUUCAACUAUCGUGUGGUGGGUCAUAACGUGGGCACGCUCAGGGUGCUGCUGGAUAAUAACGCUUACCCGGUUUGGGAGCAAAACCACAGCAGGAAUCAGGAAUGGCAGACGGAGCUCCUCACUGUGGCCUGGAAAGAGGAAGCACCACAAUCAAUCAUCUUUGAAGCUCAGCGUGGGAGACACGUUGGAGGGGAGAUCGGGCUGGACAAUGUUGUGUUGACCUCGGGGCCGUGUCAAGAAGAUGACUCUCCGAUCUUUUAAGAAUCAAAUGUAUCAAAGUCAUAUCGACAAUGUUUCAAAAAGUUAAGACAUUCUAAGAGCCAGUGAUUGCAUAUUAGCUGAAAUGGGAUGGCCUGAUUUUUUAUAAAAAUCUUAAAAUACUGAAAGGCCAACACUUGAUGGUCAAGUUCAGUCAUUAUGUAUAAUAGAUUGCUUUAAGAAUAUUUUUUGUUGUGUAAUUUGAAACUUGGUGUGACAUCAAUAGUUAGGCUAGUUUGUAUGAUUUUAUCAACAUUAUCUGUGGAUUAUUGCUGUAAAUUCUGCUUUCACAUCUCUCUGUAGUUUUACAUUAAAUCUCUUGUUUUAUA
This is a messenger RNA of Hippocampus comes (tiger tail seahorse), 2456 nucleotides long. It is a transcript of the gene egfl6, whose product is annotated as EGF-like-domain, multiple 6. Gene Ontology annotation, cellular component: membrane. Gene Ontology annotation, molecular function: calcium ion binding. The record is from RefSeq and is a predicted model, not a curated record. The coding region runs from base 496 to 2130 and encodes 544 amino acids. The transcript is spliced from 13 exons. Lineage: Eukaryota; Metazoa; Chordata; Actinopteri; Syngnathiformes; Syngnathidae.